Messenger RNA from Malassezia vespertilionis, 369 nucleotides. RefSeq lists its product as uncharacterized. The record is from RefSeq and is a predicted model, not a curated record. Gene Ontology annotation, cellular component: mitochondrion. Gene Ontology annotation, biological process: protein folding; protein stabilization; protein import into mitochondrial matrix. Gene Ontology annotation, molecular function: zinc ion binding; protein-folding chaperone binding. The coding region runs from base 1 to 369 and encodes 122 amino acids. The transcript has a single exon. NCBI's taxonomy places the organism in Eukaryota, Fungi, Basidiomycota, Malasseziomycetes, Malasseziales, Malasseziaceae.
AUGUGCCGCAGUGCUGUGUGUGCACACGACGGCGCUGUGCACAAGUCUCCGAUUGGGGAGGUCGUGCCGCAGCUUCAACUUACCUUUACAUGCACGGUCCCUGAUUGCGGCACACGAUCUACGCAUGAGUUUGCGAAACGCUCGUACACAGACGGGAUCGUGCUUGUACAGUGCCCGGGGUGCAAGAGCCGCCACUUGAUUGCGGAUAAUUUGGGGUGGUUUACCGAGAACGCGGAUGAGCCGCGCACGGUGGAGGAGAUUGUGCGUGCGCAUGGGGGACGUGUACGCACGGGGAAGGUGUAUGCAAAUGGGCAGGACGGCGAGACUGUCGAGAUUGAUGCGGGCAGAGUGGAAGGCGGCAAGGCGUAG